Sorghum bicolor (sorghum) is the source of this 2768-nucleotide messenger RNA. RefSeq names its product mediator of RNA polymerase II transcription subunit 34. The record is from RefSeq and is a predicted model, not a curated record. The coding region runs from base 279 to 2411 and encodes 710 amino acids. Lineage: Eukaryota; Viridiplantae; Streptophyta; Magnoliopsida; Poales; Poaceae. Gene Ontology annotation, molecular function: four-way junction helicase activity; nucleic acid binding; 3'-5' DNA helicase activity. The transcript is spliced from 21 exons. Gene Ontology annotation, biological process: double-strand break repair via homologous recombination. Gene Ontology annotation, cellular component: cytoplasm; chromosome; mediator complex.
UUCGCGUGCACCUGCACGAUAAAAAAAAUCGGCCGAACAUUGGAGAAUUGCUCUGCCUCACGCCCGCGCGCUUACACUCCUUUGCUGUUUUCUUCUCCCGUCGAGAGCUGUACGUUCGAUUCGGCGGUUUUCUGUAUCAGGGCAUCCGAACACGCCCAAUCGACCGCCGCCACGGCGCCGCCCUAAUCCCAGAGCCCCAGCUGCCCAGGUUCGUCGGACUCUUUGCCGGUGUCCGGCGACGAGCACCCCCACCACAGUCCACACACCAGAAGUGAGGCAUGGAGGAUGAAGAAAACUUUGAGGAGGAACUGUUGCUUGUGGAGUCAGAACUUGAUGACAUUCAAGGACAAAUUAAAAGAUUACUUGAUCGCCAAGAGGAGCUAUAUGAGCGCCAGUCACAAUUAAAAGCUUUGCUGGAAGUAUCAAAAGUGUCCAGAAAUAAAUCAAAUUGCAAACCUUCAGUUACUCUGGAAGACUGGUCUGGGAGCUUCCCAUGGGAUUCUCAGGCUGAUGAUACCCGAUUGAAUAUAUUUGGCAUCACAUCAUACCGGUCAAAUCAACGAGAAAUAAUUAACGCAGUCAUGAGUGGAAGAGAUGUUCUGGUAAUAAUGGCUGCUGGUGGAGGGAAGAGCCUGUGUUACCAACUCCCAGCUGUACUUCGUGAUGGAAUUGCAUUGGUUGUCAGCCCUCUGCUUUCUCUUAUACAGGACCAGGUCAUGGGACUGACAGCUUUAGGUAUACCAGCAUACAUGCUGACUUCAACUACCAACAAGGAAGUUGAAAAGUUCAUCUAUAGGGCACUUGAUAAAGGUGAAGGAGAGCUGAAGAUAUUAUAUGUGACACCAGAAAAGAUAUCAAAAAGUAAAAGGUUCAUGUCUAAGGUUGAGAAAUGCCAUCAUGCGGGACGUCUUUCUCUUGUUGCAGUAGAUGAGGCACACUGCUGUAGUCAAUGGGGUCAUGAUUUCCGUCCAGACUACAAGAAUCUUAGUAUCUUAAAGAUCCAAUUUCCCACUGUUCCUAUGAUAGCUCUAACUGCAACUGCAACAAGUAAAGUCCAAACAGAUUUGAUAGAGAUGCUUCAUAUACCAAGAUGCGUCAAAUUUGUCAGCACAGUUAACAGGCCCAACCUCUUUUAUAAGGUGUAUCAAAAAUCGCCAGUUGGAAAGGUUGUCAUUGAUGAGAUCACAAAUUUUAUAACUGAAUCAUACCCAAAUAAUGAAUCUGGAAUUGUGUAUUGCUUUUCAAGGAAGGAAUGUGAACAGGUCGCAAAAGAAUUGCGUGAUAGGGGUGUUUUGGCAGAGCAUUAUCACGCUGAUAUGGAUAUUGUUGCUCGUGAGAAAAUCCACAUGCGUUGGAGCAAAGGACAAUCACAGGUCAUCGUUGGAACAGUGGCGUUUGGAAUGGGAAUCAACAAACCGGAUGUUAGAUUUGUGAUUCAUCAUAGCCUUAGCAAGUCUAUGGAGACAUACUACCAGGAAAGUGGUCGGGCAGGGCGGGAUGGAUUACCUUCAGAGUGUGUAUUGUAUUAUCGACCUGGUGAUGUUCCACGGCAGAGUUCAAUGGUCUUCUAUGAAAACUGUGGCCUUCAAAAUCUAUAUGACAUUGUGCGAUACUGUCAGUCUAAGAGCUGCCGACGUGGUGCUUUCUUUCGGCAUUUUGGAGAGGCUCUGCAGGACUGCAAUGGAAUGUGUGACAAUUGUGCUUCUAGUAUUGAGCUCAAGGAUAUAGAUGCCACGUGUCAUACCAAAAUUCUAGUUUCACUUCUACACGACUUGCAACUUAAUGACCAAAGAGCUACACUGUUGCAGCUGGUGGAUAAGUUCAAGGUGAAGUGGAAAGGUUUAGGUCGCUCGAAUCAAGCUGUUGAUCUUAAAAGAGAAGAAAUUGAGCAGUUGAUAGUACAGCUUAUAGUUGACCGUGUUUUGAAAGAAGAAUUUCAGCAUACAGCAUAUUCAACCAAUGCUUAUGUUACAUUAGGACCAUUGUGGAAGCCAGCACUGGAAGGGAACAGACCAGUGAAGCUUGAGAUUGCUGUUUUGGGUUCUCAAGCUAGAGCCGGAGGUGGUGAUAUAUCCAAAGGCACAAAACGUAGCCGAAUGAGUGAUCUGGAAGCUAAACUUGAUGAACUGCGCAGGGAGUUGUCGUCCUCUAGUACCGGGGCCAUAAGCAUAUUUCCCCAUGCAGUUCUCUCCACUCAGCAGAUUUCGCUCCUGAGCUGCCAGAAACCAACCACUGAGGCCGAGCUAGAGAAGGUCAUUGGGAAGGUGAAGACCGAGAAGUAUGGCAACAGGAUCAUUGAGCUGAUGCGGUCCCAUAUCGCCGAUCCAGGAGCUGGCAAUGGAUCUGUUGCUAAGCGGAGGCCCAAGAAAGAUAAGGACGUUGUCUGUGUCGAGAGUAGUGACGAUGAAUAGAAUCAGUAUGCUUCUAAAGCCAUUAGGAUCCAUCGUUGUUUUAUUUUUCACAUCUAUUGGGCAGUGUUUUUCCUGUUUCCUGCCGUUGAAUACAAUACAGACAGUGUAGCUUGCCAGUAACAAGUGCGUGCAAAUGGGCAUAUCAGUGCAUUGCUAGGACAUGGGAAAAGUAUGCUGUGAUUGAGCAUUUGGUUGUGGAGGAUACCAACUAGUAGAACGUAGCGGUUGCUUGUGCAGCGUGGAACACCCGUACACAUUGCGGUCAACUGCCUUUUUCUGCAUUAUUAGGCCAUGUACUUUUUUUUAUUACUGGUGGUCUGGUGCGCCUUGGCGAGCAGUGUGGUUUUGCAGUAUAAA